UAUUGACCAAACAAAUAAGUUUCACAGUGAACUGCAGUUGCGUGCGGAUGUUUACUAAUUUAUGAGGUACUAUGUUCAUUCACUUUAGUGUGGGCUACGAUUUAUGAUAAUGACUUUGUAACGAGCGUUAAGUUUUACGUCAAAUUAACCUAUGACUCAAUACUGAGAAUAAACAAUGGAAACUCGGUGCGUCGGGUGGCUAUGUAUACUAGUAGUCGUGUUGUGGUUCCGCGUCGGCGUGGGCGACCGCGGCGACUACAUCGGCUGCUACCGGCUUAAGGUGGACGACAUCCUCAACACGCACACCGGCCAGUCCGUGGACGUGUGCCUGUCGGCCUGCGAGCAGGUCUACUACAAGUACGCGCUCAUCGGCAACGAGUCCACGUGCUUCUGCAGCAACUCCCCCGGCACCUUUAAGCUCCCGUUAGACUCCUGUGACUCGCCUUGCCCUAAAAACGAGACUCAGAAAUGCGGGGGUGUUAAUGCUGCGAGCGUAUACGAUACCGAAGUGGUCGCGCCCGGCCCGCCAGAGCCCGUCAACGUCACCAGGGUCACCGAGACCACUGUUAGAAUAACUUGGAAACAGCCUGACGCCCAUUCUGAUAUUACAGGGUAUGUGAUAAAAGCUGAUGUUGUGACAACUUAUGCUGAAAAUCCUUCCAGCUCUCCAGAAUGGAGGGUCCCUAACAAUACAUUCAGUUUGGAACUACCUAACUUGUAUCCCGGCUCAAGCUACAUUAUCAGUGUGGCAGGAGCAAAUGAUGAUGAUGAGGGCCCCCCAGCUACAACUAGAGUGGAAACUAUAAUUGGAACACCAGAUCCAAGUCCCCCUGAUAUAAUAGUUAAAGAAAGACGAGGUGACCAGAUGUUAGUGCAUAUUCCUGAAGCUAAAAAUGUAAAUGGGCCAGUCUCCAUGUACAGAGUGGUGGUGUCUAUUGAACUAUACCAGCAGGGGUUCCUUGUUGAUAACCUUGGCAACUACUCCUAUGCCCAGAGCAUGGACCUCCCUUACUACAUCACAGCAGAGUUAGACCCUGAUGACAUUAAAGCUGACUUUGUUAUAGGAGAUGGACAUACUUACAAUGGCUUUCAGAAUGUCCCGUUGCUAUUGGUCAGUGACAUUGAUGUAUCUCUUGGCAUAGUAAGUGAGAAAAAUCAUGUCAGAAAAAUUAGGUAUGCCGAGUCUACCAAGAAAAUAAUACUGAACAUAAAUGAACCAGAAGAUAUCAACCCGAUGGUAGUUGCCUUAGGGGCUGGUAUUGCUAUCGGGGUAGUCCUCUUGCUAAUCGGAGUAGGUAUGAUCAUAGUUUUAAGAAAAAGAAUUCAUUUGGUUAGAAUGCAGAGAGGUUCACAGUCAAUGCCGCUUAGUCUCAGUGAACCCUGUAUUGAAAUAGAAAACUCUGGCUUUUUACAAGAUGAGGUUGAGAAAAUAGACUAUUACGGAAACUUAAAAAGAAAAUUAUGGAACAUACCAAGGAAUCUCAUUGAUAUAGAUAUUUCUUGUGUUGUUGGUUUGGGGAACUAUGGGAAGUUCACUAAGGCUAAAGUCCAACAGCAUGGAGGACUGACUUCAGGGCUGGUGCAGGUCAUCAGCGACCGGGAAAUGGAGAAGCCUGACAAGAAGCUUAUGCUACAGGAGCUGGACCUCCUGAUCAAGACUAGUGAACAUGAAAAUGUAAUCUCCCUUAUUGGCAUCAGUGAAACUAACACUACACUAUUUGUUGUACUCCAAGAUACUAAAUACACUUUGAAGGAGAUGCUUUUACAAAGCAGACAGAGGGAUUUGCAGAACAAUAAAUUCUGCCUCAUCACUGAGAAUAAGCUGCUCCAGCUUUGUGCUGAUAUUGCAGCAGGCAUGGAGUACCUCCACAGCAAGUCAGUGACGCACAAACGGCUAAGCUGUCGCAACAUCGUGAUCGGCGAAUCCGGAGCCGCAAAAGUGUCUGGCUUUGGUUUAUCGCACAUCAGGCCGCUACAUGAAACCCCAGAAUACACUCGAUGGACGGCGUGCGAGAUGUUACGACAGACGAGAUUUAACCCUAAAGCGGAUGUGUGGUCGUUUGGGUGCCUUAUGUGGGAAGCGCUAACGUUAGGCGCGACGCUGUACGCAAGCACGCCGAACAAGGAUGUGGCGCCUCGAGUGUUGCGCGGCAUGCGCGCGAGCCAGCCGUCGUACGUCGGCGACGAGCUGUUCCACCUGUGCCUGCAGUGCUGGCAGGUGGAUCCGGACGAGCGGCCCACAUUCUCCACGCUGCUAGACGAGCUCCUGCCGCUCUCGGAGGCCGCUGGAACUCGUAGUCUCAGCUUCACACACUAUAACGGAUUCGAAUACGAACCGCACGUGCCACAGUACGAAAUCGCUUAGAAUUUCUGCAGUACUUACAACAACGCUCACCAGCGAACCAGUUUACAUCUGAUCUCUGUUACGAAUAGUUGUUACGAAUCUCGAGGUCAAAGUAUACUAGAACUAGUAGAUAUGAUAUGUAAGCAUUAGGUAGCUGUUGUGACAUAAGAAUCUCAUUAGAUUCUCAAGUUGUAGGACAAUAUUUAUGUAGGCAACUUUGUAUCCAAAGAUUUAAGACAGCUUUAGGCAGCCUCUUCACUAUUGUCUAUUAUUUGUGUAAUAAAAGUGACCUUAUCUUUAUUACUGAGUAGUU
Molecule: messenger RNA, 2657 nt
Organism: Cydia amplana
Lineage: Eukaryota; Metazoa; Arthropoda; Insecta; Lepidoptera; Tortricidae
Gene: Wsck
Product: putative inactive tyrosine-protein kinase Wsck
Exons: 1
Coding region: 176-2365 (729 amino acids)
Biological process (GO): protein phosphorylation; positive regulation of kinase activity; multicellular organism development
Cellular component (GO): plasma membrane; signaling receptor complex
Molecular function (GO): transmembrane receptor protein tyrosine kinase activity; protein binding; ATP binding
Source: RefSeq, a predicted model, not a curated record